GUGUGACUUGAAUGAUGACAUCUGUUUUGACAGAAUCAAAACAAAACACAACAUCGUGACACUUUUACGUUCACUUUUAAGUCAAACACACCGAAUCAUGUCCACAGCCGUUACUCCCAUUGAAAGAGCAAUAUCGACAACAAAUCUCUUACCGGAUGUUGUGGAAAAUCACCUUCUGCCCUCCGGAAGAUUGUUGGAAGCUUCCCUUCAGUCUCUGCUGCAACAAGCACAACAGCACCAAACGAAUUGUCUUAUUGCCAAAACGAUUGCUACCACAAUCGGUGCUGUAGGAAGUAUUGUGACUUGUGUGGGCAUUUCUCUAUCGUCAGCCACUAUGGGACUGUCGGUUACCUUUUCAACCCCAUUAGCAUUUAGUCUAACGGGUCUGGCAGCUAUGAUUGGUAUAGGAACUGUGGUUGUUGAUGAAUUCGUUCUGAGACGUCGAAGCAUGGAUCAAUUGCAGAAAAUUGUCACAGAGUACGAAGAAACAAAACAGAAUUGGAUAGAACGAUUGAACUUUGACAGGUUGGAUUUAUGCAUGAAAGAGGCUGAUCUAGUCACCUUCUACAGUUCACCCGAAUUCCGAUCAUCAAUUCUAGAAAGUGUGCUGUUCUCUCUGAAAUCAAGGUUUGUCAAUGCCAAAUAUUCGGUGAACGAGAUAAGGGAAGGUGAUCACAUUGUAACACAUCAGAGACGUCAUCAGAAGAGUUACAGCCGUUCACAUGGAAUUUACAUCGGCAAAAAUUCGGCUGGCGUUAAACUGGUCGCGGAUUUUGGAUCACAUCUACCCAUUUUGCGACCAAUAAACGAAUUUUGCGCAGAGAACAGCCCCAUACGGAACAUUAUCGUUCCGGCGCAGAAACAAAUGAAACCCAUUGAACUGUUGAACCAAUCGACAAGUCAACUCAAUCGUCUGGUGAACAAAAUCGCCGACCUGUCCAAACCCAUACAGACGGGGUUCGAUACAAUUGUCGCCACGAUUCACGGUGCAAAUUUUCUGUUCAAAGUCAAAUUCGACAAAAUGUUCAAAGAUGUGCUGAAAGUGGUCCGGGCUAGAGAUGCUGGCGGUAAUAUCAAAUGGCGCACAUUGGAACAAAUUGUGCCGAAACGGGCUGUUAAAGAGAUUGGUCUACUGUCGAAAACGUUAGUGCUGAUCACGCCGGUCAUGACAGCCGUGGAUGUGUAUCAACUAUGCAAAGAAUGCCAGGAACAAGACCUACAGCCCCACAUCAGAGACAUACUAGCCGAAUUAAAUGUCGUCGUGAACGAUGUCAAUACGUUCGAGAAUAUUUUGCAUCUUCUUGGCAGAAUGGUCUGAUGGGAAAGACUGGAUUAUUUUAGUAGUUACUGACUCGUAGAUCAGAGAUGUAUAUGACGUGUUAAUCGAUGCAAUAAAAGUUGUUGAAA
Bradysia coprophila is the source of this 1407-nucleotide messenger RNA. RefSeq lists its product as uncharacterized. The record is from RefSeq and is a predicted model, not a curated record. NCBI's taxonomy places the organism in Eukaryota, Metazoa, Arthropoda, Insecta, Diptera, Sciaridae. Gene Ontology annotation, biological process: lipoprotein metabolic process; lipid transport. Gene Ontology annotation, molecular function: lipid binding. Gene Ontology annotation, cellular component: extracellular region.